Vitis riparia (riverbank grape) is the source of this 1721-nucleotide messenger RNA. Its product is annotated as brassinosteroid LRR receptor kinase. Gene Ontology annotation, molecular function: ATP binding; protein kinase activity. The record is from RefSeq and is a predicted model, not a curated record. The annotation marks the transcript as partial. The transcript has 2 exons. Gene Ontology annotation, biological process: protein phosphorylation. Lineage: Eukaryota; Viridiplantae; Streptophyta; Magnoliopsida; Vitales; Vitaceae.
AUCCUCUCUGCUUCUGUUGUUGAAGAUCUCAAUAACUUACACCCACCUUCAGACUUCAACUCAACCAUUAACAACAACUGUCUCAACAACCCUUCUCUCAGGUACUGCAAUUCUUCCUCUCCUUUGGACCUCAUUGAGAUCUUCAAGUUCACCAUUGUUGCCAGCCACCUCUGCAACGAGUCCAGGAAUCCCAACUGCGUAGAAACCUUCCCUAAAAUAGACCUUCACAGCCGUCCAAAGAUCGCUCCGCUUUACUUAUCCUUCACCUUCUUCUGGAAGUACUGUCCUUUAACCAUUCUGUCCAUCAAUCUCUCCAACAAUUCCAUCAAGGGUGGUUUCCCAUCUGAUGUUCUCCAGUGUUCCCAAAUCCAAGCUCUUGAUUUGAGCCACAAUGCCCUCUCCGGGGAUGUCCCCAUACAAGGCUUCUCUCCCCUUACCAACCUCACUCUUCUUAAUUUAUCAUACAAUCACUUUUCAGAGAGUAGGAUCUCUGAUUCCCAGUUCUUCAAACGUUUUAAUUCUUCGAGUUUUCUUCAUUCGGGCCUCGUCCCGGAUCACCAGGGAUUCACGAUCAAGGUGGUGGUGUUCUUGUUUGGUUUUCCUAUGUUUGUGAUUCUGAUGGUGGGCUGCUUGGGGUGGAUGUGCAUCCGGCGUCCAGAUUUUCUACCAGCAGUUCUCCGAGGAGGAAAACACAAGUUCACACCAGCAAUGCUGAAGGCAGCAACGAGCGGUUUCUCGAGAAACAAUUUGGUGGGGAAGAGCGAGGGGGUUGACAUUUAUAGAGGAAGUGUGAGAGACAGCAGUCAAGUGAGGAUUGAGAUAUACAGGGACGAGAUCUCAGGUGAAGGCCGCAGGAGGUUUGCAGAAGAGUGUAAGGUUCUGGUUCAGUUAUGCCACAAGAACAUAGUUCAAGUAGUGGGGUGGUGUGACAACAGGAGAUUAAGGGCCAUUGUCACUGAAUGGACCGAGGGAGAGAAUGUUGAAAUAUGGGUAGCAAGGUCAGGCCCACCAUGGAAGCAGAGGCUGAAGAUUUUGAUGGGGGUUUUGGAAGCUAUGCGUUAUCUGCAGGAACAAUGGCCUCAAGUUGGGUAUGAUCUCAGGACAUCUAGCAUAUUGCUGUCGAAGAAUCGACAGCCAUUGAUUUCAAGGUUUAGGAUUGGAGAUCAAAUCAGCAACACAAGAAAGAUUUACAAGUUUGGGACGUUGGUGUUGGAGAUGGUAACAAACAAGAGGCCGCGAGAAGAGUUUGAGCGGGGUGAAGCGGAAUUUAUAGAAUGGAUUAGAAUGCAUCAUCCUGGAAAGGUGCACAAGGUGAUAGAUGAAAGAAUGAAAAAGAUAGGCAAUACAGUUGAUCAGGCUACUCAGGGAAUAGGCAUAGGAUUAAUGUGCGCAGACCUCUCAAGGGGAUGGCACCCAAGCUUCGAUCUGAUCUACAGAAUGAUGAGUAAACUCUCUGAUUCAUAUCAAGUUCCAGCAUCUCCUGACCAUAAGAGAUCUCAUGGAGGCAGAGGUGAAGGACAUAGGCGCAAUCAAUCAAGAUGAACCUGCCAAACAAGCGUUACCCGCAUGAACUUGAGUACAUUUAAAGAUGAGAACAAUUGAGAAAAGCAGUCAUCCUAACGAAGAGAGUGGUAUUCUAGUCCCACACGUUUUAUCAUCCCUGUUUGUGUAGCUGUUUCAGAGCAAACAUUAGAAUUGCCUUUAUCAGACUAAUAUUGAGU